Messenger RNA from Xiphophorus couchianus (Monterrey platyfish), 3822 nucleotides. RefSeq names its product solute carrier family 24 member 3 (gene slc24a3). The transcript is spliced from 17 exons. The coding region runs from base 195 to 2132 and encodes 645 amino acids. NCBI's taxonomy places the organism in Eukaryota, Metazoa, Chordata, Actinopteri, Cyprinodontiformes, Poeciliidae. Gene Ontology annotation, cellular component: plasma membrane. Gene Ontology annotation, biological process: calcium ion transmembrane transport; intracellular calcium ion homeostasis. The record is from RefSeq and is a predicted model, not a curated record. Gene Ontology annotation, molecular function: calcium channel activity; calcium, potassium:sodium antiporter activity.
GAAAUGCCAGACCGGACACGUAACUUUCCCGGAGCCUCGUGAGCUUCACCAAACCAGCAACACCGAGUCAAAUGUUCGCCUAUUGAGAACUUACCUUCCCACGCAGCCCCAGCUCUCUGCCUCCGCCUCACGCUGUCCCCACCUUUUGGACCGCCACCGGAACGCCGGAGCGCCCGCCGAAGGAAGUGGCCCGCAUGGUGGUUGAAGGGAUGCCCGAGACGGCCGAGGGAGGAGGAGGAGGAGGAGGGAUGCUGAGCCGGCGAAGGGGCAAAGCCAGGCGGAGAAAACGAAAGGAGUUGUUCGCCAUCCAGAUGUGCUUUGCGGCUGUGCUGCUGGGGCUGGUCGUGGGGCUGCAGACGGUGGCACAGAAAGCAGGAUAUCAGACUUCUAUCUCUUUGGUUGUGGAAGAGGCAAAGUGGGAGAGUCGUCACCUUCUGCAAGAAGACAACAAGUCUAAGCUCUACUUAGAGCCGGACAAAAACUGCACUGAACCAGCGAUCCAUGAGUUCCCCAGAGAUUAUUUCACCAACCAGGAGCGCACAGAGGGAGCCGUGGGCCUCCAUGUUCUGUGUGCAGUCUACAUGUUUUAUGCCCUGGCAUUGGUCUGUGAUGACUACUUUGUCCCCUCACUAGAGAAGAUUUGUGAGCGUCUUCAGCUGAGUGAGGACGUGGCAGGAGCCACCUUCAUGGCAGCUGGCAGCUCAGCUCCUGAACUCUUCACGUCAGUCAUUGGAGUGUUCAUCACCAAAGGCGACGUUGGCGUGGGCACAAUUGUGGGCUCUGCUGUCUUCAACAUUCUCUGCAUUAUUGGAGUGUGUGGCAUAUUCGCUUUGCAGACCAUCCGUCUGUCCCGCUGGCCUCUGCUCAGAGACUCGGUCUACUACACACUCUCUAUCUCUGCCCUUAUAGUGUUUAUAUAUGAUGAAAAGGUGGUUUGGUGGGAAGCUCUGACACUGAUUCUGAUGUAUUUCGUCUACAUUUUGAUCAUGAGGUUGAACUGCUAUAUUGUUCGUUUCCUUGAGAGACAGAAGAAGAAUCCAUCUGGUUUAAGUAAUGGAGCUGCUUCUAACACUGAACUAGAUGAUGGCUAUGAUGCUACAGCUGUCCUGCUGAAGAAAGCAAACCACCACAGCAAGCCAUCUGUGCUGAUGGUGGACGAGCUGCUCUCUGCGUACCCCCACCAGCUGACCUUUUCCGAGGCUGGCAUGAGGAUCAUGAUCACCAGUCACUUCUCUCCGAGAACCCGACUCACCAUGGCCUCACGGAUGCUCAUCACUGAGAGACAGAGACUAAUCAACACACGGACUCUGACCAACGGCGAGUCAGACGUCUCUGUCAAAGGAGGCGGUAGACGGGGCAUCGAAAAUGGGCUGUCCAGGGCAGAGAGGCGCCUCAGCAUUCGCCGUGACGAUCGAGAGGCGGGCAACGAGACGGAGAACGAAGACAACGAAAACAAUGAGAACGAUGAAGAGGAAGAGGAAGAUGAGAGAGAUGGACCUUUUGUGCCCUUCCAGUGCCCAGCUGGUGUGUUUAACAAGCUGAAGUGGCUGCUGGCCUGGCCUCUGUGCCUGGUGCUGUUCUUUACCGUCCCCAACUGCUCCAAACCUCGCUGGGAGAACUGGUUUAUGCUCUCCUUUUUUUUCUCCACCCUUUGGAUUGCCUCCUUCUCCUACAUCAUGGUCUGGAUGGUAACGGUGAUCGGCUUCACACUCGGAAUUCCCGAUGUGAUCAUGGGCAUCACCUUCCUGGCAGCUGGCACCAGCGUUCCUGACUGCAUGGCGAGUCUGAUAGUGGCGCGGCAAGGUAUGGGAGACAUGGCCGUGUCCAACUCCAUCGGCAGUAAUGUGUUUGACAUCCUGGUAGGGCUCGGCCUCCCCUGGGCCCUGAAGACACUGGCCAUUAAUUACGGCUCUGCUAUUAAGCUGAACAGCAAAGGGCUCAUCUUCUCUGUGGGACUCCUGCUGGCGUCUGUCUUCCUUACGGUGCUGGGAGUCCACCUGAACAAGUGGACGCUGGACAAACGUCUGGGACUCACGUGUCUCUUGUUCUACUCCAUCUUCCUGUGCUUCUCCUGUCUCAUCGAAUACAACAUCUUCACUUUUGUCAACCUGCCAACGUGUCGGGAAGACUGAGACGCACCAGCAUUGCCACACACACACGCACACCAACACACACACACACACAAAGUCCGAUUCACAGGUAGUGUUACGGAGGCGAUAGGUGGAGUUCGACAGAGGCUCUAAGUCAGAACAGACUUGUUUCUGAGUCUCUUUGUUUGUUGUUUUUGGAGAGGUCCCACUCUGCUCUUUUUUGGGUGCUUGUUUUCCUGCUUGGUGCGAUAUGGAGCUGCUCUGGUGUUUACUCCCAAUCAGACCAGAGUGUGGGACUUUUUCCAGGGGCAGAGAUUGGUUAAUAACAAGCCCUCACUGUGCUCAACACACACACACACACACACACACCCCUGUAUUACUGCAUGCUUCUCACAUAAACAUGUUUUAUUUUGAAGCUCCUGUGUUUAGGUGUGACGUUUCCUAGCUGCUAACUCUUCCUCACAGGGUACGCGAGGCCUUGUUGAGGAGAGUAAAAACGAUCAAAGCAAUGACGAAUCCGAGGUGGGCGGAGUCGGCUCAGCACUUCAGCUGCAGAGGAGUUGUUUGGGUUGUUGGAAGUCUCUCGGUAGCAAACAGACCCAGUUAUGCACAUGUGCACAUUAUGUCCAGUCAGAGUCACUUUGUUCAUGCCUCAAGUGUGUAUAGACGUGUGUAGAGACAGUCUUCCUCUUCUGCUUUUAGACGUAAAACUACAGGCAACCAGGGCAUUACCUUUUUAUGAAGUGACUCACAAUUGUAGUGUUGUUGUGGUUUUUUUUUUACUCCUUCUUGAAUAUACCCUUCUCCUGUAUAUACCCCCCAGAUGAUUUAUUUAUAAUUUAUUCAUGCCACACACGUCUCACAUUUCUCUCGAGGUCACAGAAACAAACAGAAGAAUAAAACUUAAAACACAAAACAAGCACAACGUCUUCUGAGGGAUCGAUCUGGAAUUCUGCGGGUGGAUGUCAGAAAUGUCCUAUUUGCACUGACCAGCUCCGUGAGGAACAUCCUUAUAAAAAGAAGAGGAUUUUGAUUUUUUUUUUUUUUUAUUAUAAUUAUCAUUAUGACUGCUGCUUUUGUCCUCUUAAAGACUCCGAGUUAACAGACUCAAUAGAGAUGGGUUCAAAGUACUUCCUCUGUGGCAGAAUGAGAUUGGACCAGGGCUGACCGUUCUGCUCUGGACAUGUCUUAUUUUGGGAGUUCUUUGUAUUUUGUUCUGACAAAGGUCUGGAUUUGUCCACUUAAGUUUUGUGAUAAGUCAAAAUGUCCUACUAGAAUUAGAGCAUGUACUGUGGUGAUUUAAUGUAAGCCGUGACGGGCAACGACAUCCUUCGAGGCAGUGGCUGAUUGUGAGACCAAACAUGACUUUCUUACAGAUGAGCUUUGGCAACUCCUCCAGUCCAGACAGCUAAUCCAACAAAAACAAAGACUGUUUCAGGGUCUAGUUUAUCCAUCAUCAACUAGUGUUUUAAUGUACAAAUCAUUCCAAUCACAUGUUUCUGUCUGUACAUCAGUCAGAAAUAUGUGUCUGAUAGGAGUUUGUCUGUUUAUUUUGUUGGGGGUUUUUUGUAAAUAUUCAUUGCUCUGAGUGGGGAAACUGGGUUUGAAACUUAUGAAAUGCAAUAACUAUAAGCUUACUACCUUGUCAGGUUGCAGCUUUAAAGACAAUGCGAGGUCUAACAAUACAGGCUGAGACAAGACAAUACAUGAUUUUGAGUUCACAAGAAUCAGA